This is a messenger RNA of Peromyscus californicus insignis, 1846 nucleotides long. RefSeq names its product talin rod domain containing 1 (gene Tlnrd1). Gene Ontology annotation, molecular function: actin binding. Lineage: Eukaryota; Metazoa; Chordata; Mammalia; Rodentia; Cricetidae. The record is from RefSeq and is a predicted model, not a curated record.
CGGCCGCCGCCACCCCGAUCUCUGUGCCCGCCGCGGUGGGUGGCAUGAUGGUGCGCGGAAGGCAGCGCGGCCCUGGCCAGCUGAGUCGCGGCGGCGGUGGUAGCGGGCUCCCCAGCGGCAUGCCAGUGCCCCCUGGGCGCGAUGGCUAGCGGCAGCGCCGGGAAACCCACUGGCGAGGCGGCUUCUCCGGCUCCUGGGAGCGCCGUCGGCGGGGCCAGCUCACAGCCACGGAAGAGGCUGGUGUCGAUCUGUGAUCACUGCAAGGGCAAGAUGCAGCUGGUGGCCGACCUGCUGCUGCUGUCUAGUGAGGCGCGGCCGGUGCUCUUCGAAGGCCCCGCCUCCCCUGGCGCCGGCGCCGAGUCCUUCGAGCAGUGCCGGGACACCAUCAUCGCGCGCACCAAGGGGCUGUCCAUCCUCACCCACGACGUGCAGAGCCAGCUCAACAUGGGCCGCUUCGGAGAGGCGGGGGACAGUCUCGUGGAACUGGGUGACCUGGUGGUGUCGCUGACCGAGUGCUCCGCGCACGCGGCCUACCUGGCGGCCGUGGCCACGCCGGGCGCUCAACCUGCACAGCCCGGCCUUGUGGACCGCUACCGUGUGACACGCUGCCGCCACGAGGUGGAGCAGGGCUGUGCCGUGCUUCGAGCCACCCCGCUGGCCGACAUGACCCCACAGCUGCUGCUGGAGGUGUCGCAGGGCCUGUCUCGCAACCUCAAGUUCCUGACGGACGCGUGCGCCCUGGCCAGUGACAAGUCACGGGACCGGUUUUCGCGCGAGCAGUUCAAGCUGGGCGUCAAGUGCAUGAGCACCAGCGCCUCCGCGCUGCUGGCAUGCGUGCGCGAGGUGAAGGCGGCGCCCCAGCGAGCUGGCGCAGGCCGCUGCGCGCUCUUCAGCGGGCCCUUGGUGCAGGCCGUGAGCGCUCUGGUGGGCUUCGCCACUGAGCCUCAAUUCCUGGGUCGCGCAGCGGCCGUGAGCGCCGAAGGCAAGGCGGUGCAGACCGCCAUCCUGGGAGGCGCCAUGAGCGUGGUGUCGGCCUGCGUGCUCUUGACCCAGUGCCUCAGGGAUCUGGCGCAGCACCCCGAUGGGGGCGCCAAGAUGUCGGACCACAGGGAGAGGCUGAGGAACUCAGCCUGCGCCGUGUCUGAAGGCUGCACCCUGCUAUCUCAGGCUUUAAGGGAAAGGUCUUCACCCAGGACUUUACCGCCAGUGAAUUCCAAUUCUGUGAAUUAACACCCCACUCCAUCCCCCCCCCCCCCCAUACCCGUUUUCCACCCCAGGCUAAAGGAAGACACUUACUUCUCCCCUCUCCAUUUAUACCAAAGAAAUCAUAGGUGACCCCCCCUCCCCCCAUGUUAAAUGCUCAAGAGGAAUUUUCCAGAACGCAGGGCCAUGCACACAACUCAACACGUACGCAGAGGGCCCAGGUGUCUACCAGCCCACUGUAGGGACUCAGAUGCAAAAGAUGGGUAGGUGGUCCGCUGGCUGCAGGAUUACCCUUACACACUCCAGCCCCUCAACUCAGUUAACUAAUUGGGCAGGAAAAAGGUCAUGGGUUCAUUUCUUUCUUCUUUUUAAUUAAAAGAAAGGUUACCUCAGUUUUCACUCAUUAGACAUGGAUGUAGCUACCUUUUUGUAUGUCGUUAUUUUUGUUGAAUUAGCGUAUACAUGGUGUGAUAAGAGUAUGACUUUGCCAUGUGAUUUGCAAGUGGGGGGGGGAAAGCUACUGUGAGCGUGUGUUUUAUUUUUUAAUUUACACUAUAGAGUGAUUUUUCCCCCCUCAAUGUCAAGUUUUUACCCUGCAUGUACUGGAGUAUUUAUUUCAUCUAUUAAAUUGUUAUGUUUCUCA